AUGAUCCCGGUCCCCGAUCAAUAUCUGCGCACCAUCAGCUUGCUGACGCAGAUCCUGUGCUGCAGCAUCACCACCCUCUGCCUGGCUCUGCGCCUGCUGGUGGCUUUCCGGAUCAAGCGAGAUGUGAACACUGAUGAUGCAUUUUGCACUCUAUCCUGGGUCCUGUUCUUUACCUACUGCAUCUGCAAUAUCUUUUACCUCCAUUAUGGCGGCGGCAAACCCCUCGCCCUACUGACUCCCUACCAAAUUCGGCUCGUCUACAAGGCAGGCACCAUGAAUGACCCCCAGGGCCACCCCAUCCGAUUCUACUAUGUUUUGACCGUCAUCUACGCCCCGAUGGUCCUCACCGUCAAAAUCACCCUGCUCUCCAUCCUAGCGCGCAUCUUCACCAUCCGCCACGUGCAGGUCAUCAGCGUCUACUCGGUCUUGGUGGUGACGGUGGUAUACUACACGAUCAUCUUCUUCAUCAAGGUCUUCAUCUGCCUGCCGGUCUCGUACUUCUGGACUAACUACGACGAGGAAGCGCAAUGCCUCAACCGGAUGGCGGUGAUCCUCGCCGAUGCGGUCAUGAGCAUCGCCACAGAUCUGGCCAUCAUGCUGCUCCCGGCCUUCCUGACCAUCAACCUGCACCUCUCGCACGUCAAGAAGCUCAAGGAGGAUAAUCUGGAGUCGACCGUCGUGUUCUUGAAGAUUCUGCUGUCGGGUAACGCUGAAGGCGGAUUCGCCCUCAUCUGCUCGUGUGUCCCCGCCAUCCAUAUCCUCAUCACCCGCCGCGGAGACACGCAGCGCUCCAGCACCUCCUCCCACCAGCUCUUCCGGCAUUCCGUCCCCCCCUCGUUGCCCUUCCAUCGGACCCCCGCCAGCCCUUCAUUCGCCGAGUCCGAGCAGGCCCGCGUGACAUCCACCGCGCAGCGCGCAUCGCUGGUCGUCCCCGAGCUGAACGAGCUGGAGAUCAGCGAGGAGGGCCCGUCGGACGCGAACCAGAUCGUGCGAAAGGUCCUGCUCUCGCGUCGGUCGGAGAGAGUGCAAGUGCCGGUGCUGCGGGACUGCUCGCAGGGGUCCUCGGAGACGCAGCUCGGCAACCAAUUCGGAGCAGUUUGA
Messenger RNA from Aspergillus uvarum CBS 121591, 1101 nucleotides. RefSeq lists its product as uncharacterized. The transcript is spliced from 7 exons. Lineage: Eukaryota; Fungi; Ascomycota; Eurotiomycetes; Eurotiales; Aspergillaceae. The record is from RefSeq and is a predicted model, not a curated record. Bases 1 to 1101 code for a protein of 366 amino acids.